Linum trigynum is the source of this 2299-nucleotide messenger RNA. The record is from the annotation of a GenBank genome assembly. NCBI's taxonomy places the organism in Eukaryota, Viridiplantae, Streptophyta, Magnoliopsida, Malpighiales, Linaceae.
GUACGUUUCUACACCUUUCUUGUGUUUUGGUCCUCGAUCAUAAACUUCCAAGUCACAACUUACAACACAAACUCUGACACACAAUUACAGUACAGCCCCUUUUGGCUUUCUCUUCUCUUCUCUUCUCUCUAUAACCUUCUCCUUUCUUCUUCCCUCGCUUUCUUUCACCAGGGGCUCAUCACCUCUUCAGAGUUCAGCCUCCGCACCGCACGCAAUCAACAACACAGGUUCCUCCUUUUUUUCAUCUCCCUUCCAACCUUCCUUUUCCUCUUCCUCUCACUGAUCUAAUCACCAUGCACCGCUUCCAAUGCUUCACCAUUUCGACUUCUUUCUUCCUGCCUUGAUCAUUCUCACAAAAAAAGUUUCUGCUUUCGAUGAUGGGUGGUUUCAUUCUUCAUUUACCCUCUUUUGCUGAAAUGGGUUGUGCUCUAUUUGGUCGACUUCCUUCACGAUUGGGAAAUAUGCCCAUCUCUGUUUUCCCUUACUUACAUGUAUAUUUUUUUGUCCUCUGCCGUUAAAGUCUCUUUUGUUUGUGCUUAUGUGAUCAACAAGAGAAAUCUCAUCUUUGAUUGUGGCUCGGAUUGUCUAGUGUGUUGUCUAUUCUUAGUGAGUUUCUUCUGAAAUUAUCUCUGUCUAUCUCUGCUAUUGACAGAAACGAGGAUUGCUUCUGUUCUACUGUUUGGGGGCUGUUUUAAGCUAUGGUGAGAAGUGAAGAAUUGAACCAGUGUUUCGAGAAGCUGAUGAUGACGGGCGGUGGAACCGACAUCAGUAAGAAGAUGGGAGGAGCGGCCAUCGCUGAGUGGAAGGAUAUUCCAAUGGAGCUUCUCUUGAGGAUUGUUUCUCUUGUUGAUGAUCAUCGCACGAUCAUAAUGGCCUCCCAAGUUUGUAGUGGCUGGAGGGAAGCUAUUUCCUUGGGCCUUACUCAUUUAUGCCUCUCUUGGUGCAAGAACAAUAUGAGCAACCUGGUUAUGUCUCUUGCGCCCAAGUUGAGGAAUCUGCAGAGUUUAGUGCUACGCCAAGAUAAGCCGCAACUGGAAGACAUUGCGGUAGAGACAAUCGGUAGACACUGCCAUGACUUGCAAGACUUGGACCUUAGCAAGAGCUUUAAGCUAACUGAUCGCUCUCUGUAUGCCCUGGCUCAUGGUUGCCCCAACCUGGUCAAACUCAAUAUCAGUGGUUGUACAUCGUUCAGCGAUCAUGGUAUUGAGUAUCUCACUGGAUUCUGCCGUAAGCUGAAGAUUCUGAAUCUUUGUGGCUGUGUUGGAGCAGCAACUGAUCUUGCCUUGCAGGCUAUUGGACGCAAUUGUAAUCAACUGCAAUCGUUGAAUCUCGGGUGGUGCGAGAACGUGGGGGACGUUGGGGUGAUGAGUUUAGCAUAUGGAUGUCCUGAUCUUCGAACCCUGGACUUGUGCGGCUGUGUGUGUAUAACAGACGACAGUGUGAUUGCACUGGCGAACAGGUGUCCGCACCUCACAUCCCUUGGCCUGUACUACUGCCAAAACAUCACCGAUCGAGCAAUGUACUCUCUGGUUCAUAGCCAGGGGAAGAAGAAGAAGCCGUCCACAUCUAUGUGGGAGAGCAUAAAAGCCAGGAAAGGGGAAGAAGGGUUGAAGAGCCUGAACAUCAGUCAAUGCACGGCGCUGACACCUUCUGCUGUUCAAGCACUGUGUGACUGCUUCCCUGCGCUUCAUACUUGCUCCGGAAGGCAUUCUCUCGUCAUGAGUGGUUGUUUGAACUUGACUUCAGUGCAUUGUGCUUGCGCUGUGCAGGCACACCGCAAUCUGCCCUAUAUCCCUCAUCAUCAUGCUCAUUGAAGCUCAAAAAAGUUCAGGGAAGUGUGCCUUUGCAGCACAUGGAGAGCCAAGCCUAGGUUUAAGUUUAUGCAUUACUUGUGGUACAAGCCAAGUCUGUGUAGCUGCAGAUGGACAAAGGUUUGUUGUUGUAUAACACUGUGAUGUUAAGAAUGUGACGGGCUUUUGCUAUCGACUAUUCGACUCUGGUUUUUGAAGAACCAUGUAUUUCUGAAUGCCGAUGCUUUACAGGAGUCAUAAGUUCAUGCUCUGUACUACAUUCGCGAAACUCCGGAAGAAACGUACACUCGCAUCGACAGAUGACAAUUUGAAAUGAGUGCUUGAUUCGGUAUAUUCGUAAAUGGACGUUAUUUAUCUCAAUUGUAUCUGUCGUGUGAUGCAUUUUUAAAAGUGUGAUGUUGGACUCACUUUCUUGGGAGUGAAUUUACAAAAUUAACCAAUGCGUGUGAAAUUAUAUCUCUAACUUCCAAUAAAUACGCUUAAAAUGC